AUUGGCCUUACUACAUCUUUCUUUGUUAUAGCCAAAGUUCCCCUUUCCUUUUGAAACCUAUUGUGGUAGAGGUGCGAAUCGGAAAGAGAGAUGAGUGAGUCUGAAAAUUUUGGGCACCAACAUCCACUGGUGUUUAAUGAAAAGCAGAGCAAUCAAAGUGAAGAAGCUUGCUGCUCAAGGUGUGGGGAGGAGGUGUCACUGUCAGCUCCAAGUUUUGGCUGUGUGGAGUGUGGGUUUCACCUCCAUAAGAAAUGUGUUGAGGCACCCUCGGAGAUCAAUCACCCUUUUCAUCCCAAGCAUCCUCUCCUCCUUCUGCAAAAUUCACCUUAUGUUAAUGGAGACUGCAUUUGCAAUAUUUGUGAUAAGACAUGUAAGGCUUCCAUUUAUCAUUGCUCUUGUGGAUUGGACUUUCAUAUCACAUGUGCUUUAUUUACAUAUAACAUUGCUCAAAAAUUUUUUGAAGAGCUUCAACAUGUUGCUCUUGAAGAUCCAUUGAUUUCCACCGGAAAUGAUGGUGAAGAACUUGAAAGUUUUCAGUGUUUCGUGUGUUGGAAACCGUUGCUAAGUUCUACCUACUUUUCUCUUGAUUGUGGAUUCCAUCUCCAUAAAAAAUGUGCUGAAUUACCUCUCAAAAUCAAUCAUAUGUGCCACCACAAACAUCCUCUUGUUCUACAAUUUAAUAGUCAACGGUUUUCUUGCAACAUAUGCCAAGAAACCCAAAAAAGAGGAUAUGUUUACUGUUGUUUGCCUUGCAAGGUUGCUGUUCACAUUGAGUGUGUAUCAACCCCACCCCUGCCCAUCGUUGAAGAUAACAGUCAUCAACACCCAUUCACCCUGUUUUGGAUACAAUUCCCUUUCAUUUGUAGUGCAUGUGGUACCGAAGGAAAUUGUGCUGCCUACAUAUGUACUACAUGCAACAUUAUAGUUCAUAAGAAAUGCAUUUCAUUGCCACACAUCAUCAAAAGCAGGUGGCAUCACCAUCUCAUUUUUCACAAAUAUUUUCUUCAUGAAGAAGAUUUGAAGUAUUGGGAUUGCAUAAUUUGUCACGAUGAGGUCAAUGCAGAGCACGGCAGUUACUAUUGUUCAGAUUGCAAAAUUAUUGCCCAUGUGAAUUGUGUGACAAAAAAUGAAACCUGGUAUUAUAUAGUUUCACCUGAAAAUGAAGAUGAGAAAUCUAUCGAUAGUUUGGCACUUUUGCCUGGUGAAUCUAUUGACUCCAUCACUUGUGUUAUUGAGAGGAAUGAUGCUGGAGAAGCCACAAAAAUAAAACAUUUCAAGCACAUGCAUGAGUUGAUGUUAAGUGAGCAAAUUGUAGAGUAUGAUAAGUAUUGUGAGGGGUGCAUGUUACUUAUCUCAGCUUCCUUUUACUAUUGUUUAGAAUGUGGUUUCUUUCUUCAUCAAGCCUGUGCUGAAUUACCUACGAUGAAGCAUGUUUGGUUUCAUGACUGCCAGCAAAGUGUCCUCAUCCUCACUUCAGACUACAUUUUUAGAUGUCGCUUAUGUCAGCACAUAUCGAAUGGCUUUGCCUAUAAAUGUAAUGAAUGUGACGAUCGUGUAUGCCUUCUAUGUGUAACUCUAACUCCUGAUACUCUAACAUGUCAAGGACAUAAACACCCCCUCCUUUUUUAUAUCGAGUAUGAAGGGAAGUGUUGUGCUUGUGGUGGUGAUAUAAGAGCAGCAUACGGUUGUAAGGAUUGCAAUUUUGCUUUGCAUCUUUCAUGUGUUGCAAUACCAACUAUAGCUCGACACAAAUUUGAUGAACAUGUUCUUGCACUCACUUAUAGUGAUGAUAAUGAUUAUUCAGAAUGUCAUUAUUGUGACGUUUGUGAAGAGGGAAUAGAUCUAAAUUAUUGGUUUUUUCAUUGUGCAACUUGUGAAACUUCUGCUCAUAGGAGUUGUGUUCUUGGACACUAUCCAUAUAUCAAACUUGGGAGUAUCUACAAAGAAGGAGAUCAUCCUCACCCUCUCAUCUUCGUGAAGAAGAUUUAUUACUACCCUAAGUGCAUUGAAUGUGGUAAGCCUUGUCAAGAUUUGGCUCUCGAAUGUGUUACUUCUGGAUGCAACUAUAUUGUUCACUGGAGAUGUAUAGCACCAAAUAAUUUAUGAUGGUAAUUUCACAUCUCGAGAAAAAUUUAGAUGGAGGUAUUAUUGAGCAAAAUACUUGAAAACUUCCACUUCAUUUGCAGGAAAGCAUAAGCAGAGUAUGGUCCAUACUUUGUUACUUGUAAUGCUUGUUAUUUUGUAAUUGUAACUUAUUUUUCAAUUAUAAGUUUAAAUGUAAUGUAGGCAUCUGCACUUAGAAUGUGUGAGGCUUGGAUUGCUUUUGAUUAUUCACUCUAGAAAUUCCCUUUAAUUUGACAGUGUGGUUGUAAUGACAAUAAAGUUGGUAUAUGUUGUGUGGUUUAAA
Molecule: messenger RNA, 2407 nt
Organism: Theobroma cacao (cacao)
Lineage: Eukaryota; Viridiplantae; Streptophyta; Magnoliopsida; Malvales; Malvaceae
Source: RefSeq, a predicted model, not a curated record